This is a messenger RNA of Brassica napus (rape), 1758 nucleotides long. RefSeq names its product putative nucleobase-ascorbate transporter 10. Gene Ontology annotation, cellular component: membrane. Gene Ontology annotation, molecular function: transmembrane transporter activity. The record is from RefSeq and is a predicted model, not a curated record. Gene Ontology annotation, biological process: transmembrane transport. The coding region runs from base 1 to 1758 and encodes 585 amino acids. The transcript has 14 exons. NCBI's taxonomy places the organism in Eukaryota, Viridiplantae, Streptophyta, Magnoliopsida, Brassicales, Brassicaceae.
AUGGCAAAUGGAGGGGGCAACGGCGGUGGUGGAAACAAUAACAACAGUGGAGGUGGAAACGGCGGUGGCGGAAACAAUAACAGUGGAGGGGGUAACGGUGGUGGCGGAAACAAUAACAACAGAGGAGGAGGUAACGGCGGUGGUGGAAACAGUAACAAUAGUGGAGGGGGCAAUAGGACGGUGGAGUUACAGCCCCACCCGGUGAAAGAACAACUCCCUGGAAUUCAGUAUUGUGUCAACAGUCCUCCUCCUUGGUUUGAAGCGUUAGUGUUGGGUUUCCAGCAUUAUUUGUUGAGUCUUGGCAUCACGGUUCUUAUUCCAAGCCUUUUGGUUCCACACAUGGGAGGUGGUGAUGCAGAGAAGGCUAGAGUUAUACAAACAAUGCUAUUUGUGUCUGGAUUAACAACAUUGUUCCAGUCUUUCUUUGGAACUCGAUUGCCUGUGAUAGCUGCUCCUUCUUAUGCAUAUAUCAUACCUAUCACUUCCAUCAUUUCCUCAACUCGCUUCGCUUACUACACUGAUCCUUUUGAAAGAUUUGUGGAAACAUUGAGAAGCAUACAAGGGGCUCUGAUUAUCGCCGGCUGUUUCCAAGUUCUUGUAUGUUUCUUAGGUCUAUGGAGAAACAUCGCCAGAUUUCUAAGCCCACUCUCAAUUGCUCCUUUGACAACGUUUGCUGGACUAGGACUCUACCAAAUUGGCUUCCCUUUGUUGGCGAGAUGCGUUGAAGUGGGACUUCCCGGGUUGAUCUUACUUGUUUUAGUCACCCAGUACUUACCGCCCUUUCUGAAGAUGAAGAAAGGGGUGAUUUGGAAUGGAUCAAGAUGUGACCGUUAUGGGAUGAUGAUGUGCAUUCCAUUGGUUUGGUUGUUAGCUCUGUUACUCACAUCGAGUGGUGUAUACAACCAUAAGUCUCAAACUACUCAAAUCAGUUGCCGUACAGACCGUAAUGGUCUUAUCACCAACACUCCAUGGAUAUACUUACCAUAUCCUUUCCAAUGGGGAAGCCCAACCUUCCACUUCACUGAUUCUUUCGCGAUGAUGGCUGCCUCUUUCGUCACUCUAUUUGAGUCGACCGGUUUGUUCUACGCAUCUGCAAGAUAUGGAAGUGCGACGCCUAUCCCACCAUCAGUUAUCAGCCGUGGUACUGGCUGGCUGGGAGUUGGAGUAUUACUCAACGGCAUGCUUGGAGGCGUCUCAGGGAUCACAACAUCAACAGAAAAUGUUGGACUUUUGGCAAUGACUAAGAUUGGGAGUCGAAGAGUGAUACAAAUUUCAGCUGCCUUCAUGAUUUUUUUCUCUAUUUUCGGAAAAUUUGGAGCUUUUUUCGCGUCCAUACCGUUACCAAUCAUGGCGUCCGUGUACUGCAUCGUCUUGUGUUUUGUGUCUUCUGCGGGCAUUAGCUUUCUACAAUUUUGCAACCUCAACAGCUUCAACACCAAGUUCAUUUUGGGAUUUUCAUUUUUCAUGGCUAUUUCAAUCCCUCAAUACUUUAGAGAAUACUACAACGGAGGUUGGCGGUCUGAUCAUCACUCGAAUUGGUUGGAAGAUGUGAUAAGAGUGAUAUUCAUGUCACAUACAACGGUUGCGGGAAUGAUAGCAAUAGUGCUUGAUUGCACAUUGUCUCGUGAGAGCGAUGAAGCCAAGAAAGAUUGUGGACUAAAAUGGUGGGAGAAGUUUCGACUAUACAAUCUUGAUGUCCGAAACGAUGAGUUUUAUGGUCUACCUUGCUGCCUCAACAAAUUUUUCCCUUCUCAUUGA